AUGGCCACCACCGUACCACCCAAGAUUUCAGUCACGAGCGUCGCGUCGUCGGACUCUGGCGACCAAAUCAGCGCGUUUCGUCGCGCGUCAGUGGCCGCCAGGCUACGCGACAGUGCAUCAGACUCCCCCAUCUCGCCGCUGGGCGUGCCGUCAAACAACUCCAGGUUUCCCGGCCCAGUGUCAGCUCCUGCCGCCUCUGCCUCUGCCUCUGCCGCUGCCGACGACACUGGCCUCUACAUGCCCAAGACAAAUGCCUAUGCCGCCAAGGACACGAUCCCCAACACGCCGCUCGUGGCGAGCAUGAUCUCGGCUGGUCUCGGCGCGCUCGCUGGCAUCGCAGCGUUCAGUGCUGUCCGCCCCGUCCUCGCGCUUCUCGGCGCGGACAGCUGGACAUGGGCGCGCCCCCAGCUCGGCAUCUACCUCGCUGCCAUGGGUCUCUUCCACCUGCUCGAAUUCUGGACCACGGCAGGGUGGAACUAUGACAAGCUCUCUGUCGACGCGUUCCUCCUCAACAACACCAUGGACUACCACAUUGCCCACGCCGUCGGCCUCGCCGAGUACUUUAUCAGCUCGUACUUUUGGCCUGCCAAGUUCCAGUCGGUGUUUGCGUCGGUCCCCGUCCUCGCUCUUGCUGUGGGACUCCUCGUUGCUGGCCAGACAUUCCGUUCCCUCGCAAUGGUGCAUGCCGGUAACAGCUUCAGCCACCUGGUGAAAAAGGUCAAGCUCCAGGACCACACCUUGGUUACUACGGGCGUCUACGCUUACGUCCGUCACCCGAGCUACGUCGGCUUCUUCUACUGGGCACUGGCCACCCAGGUGCUCCUGUCCAACGUCGUUAGCACGGCUGCAUUCUGCCUCGUCCUCGGCCGCUUCUUCGGGCACCGCAUCAAACUCGAGGAGGUCCACCUCAUCCAGUUCUUUGGCGACAAGUACCUCGACUACCGAAGGAAGGUCGGGUCGGGUCUCCCCUUCCUCGGCGUCUAA
Molecule: messenger RNA, 984 nt
Organism: Apiotrichum porosum
Lineage: Eukaryota; Fungi; Basidiomycota; Tremellomycetes; Trichosporonales; Trichosporonaceae
Exons: 4
Coding region: 1-984 (327 amino acids)
Biological process (GO): C-terminal protein methylation
Cellular component (GO): membrane; endoplasmic reticulum
Molecular function (GO): protein C-terminal S-isoprenylcysteine carboxyl O-methyltransferase activity
Source: RefSeq, a predicted model, not a curated record